AUGCCACCGUGGCGAUCUACGCCUCGGCUGUCGACUUCGCCGUUCAAUCCUGUUCAGACGAGAGAGGCGCAUGAACUUCAGUCGCGGCCCAGACGACCGUUCUUUGCGCUCUUCCAAACGUACGUCGUCUGCGCAUGUGACCGCCGACACGUGUCGCGCGGCAGUAAGAUGAGCGUGCGCAUUCUGGCUGGCAAAGCAGCGCAGGAGAACAUUGAGCUGAUGCGCGGGCUGCUGCAGCUAGAGAGGGAAGACGAUCUUUGGUUCGAAGACGAACGCGGCGGGAGCGUUGUUCCCGACUACGACGGACUUGAAGGCCAAGCGAUGAAGGUGAGCGUGUACGUCAGGCGCAGAGACGGCGAGUUCAUAAAGUCGCUGUCGAGACACAACGUCGAAAGGCGGUUCGACAUACACGAAGACACGGCUACCGAGGGGCGGGGAGCGGGAAUAGAGGGCUGGUACGAAGGGGGGAAAUGCACGUGUUAUCAAUGUGUAUUGGGUAAGGAGCGAGAUGCGUAUGAGGAACAUCUUCAGGUGUUGGCUGCACAAUUGGGGUCAUGGAGCUCGUCGACUGCGCGAGCAGAAGAGAGUAUUCCGCAAGAGAGCGUGGCGAUACAGGAGCUGGGCGCAGACUCCAUCCACGACACGCCUCCGAUGCGAGGCGGUGAAAUCGAGCUCGACGAGACGGUCGAUCGAGACUCGACCAGAAGCAACGCCAGCGCGCUCGACACCGGCUCUUUUGAUGAACAUAUCGUUACAGAGUAUCAUUACGGUAGGAUUAUUCCAGGCCCGGACUCGUACAGCGUUGAGCACGCAUGGGAAGAGAAGAAGGCAAGGACCAGCCGCAUUGCGCCGUGCAGGAUGAUGAUGAUGACAAUGCCGACAGACGACGACUAUCGAUCUGCAGCUUCCAUUCUGCGGAGGAUGAGGUGA
This is a messenger RNA of Verruconis gallopava, 930 nucleotides long. RefSeq lists its product as uncharacterized. Bases 1 to 930 code for a protein of 309 amino acids. The transcript has a single exon. Lineage: Eukaryota; Fungi; Ascomycota; Dothideomycetes; Venturiales; Sympoventuriaceae. The record is from RefSeq and is a predicted model, not a curated record.